UGGGAGGUUUCAAACUUCUGGCAAAACACACAUGGCGGACUGACUUUAGCCACUAGAAUUCAAAUUCCGGUAUUCGUCGCUCCCUUACCAGUCCUGAGCAAUCAGACUUAUCUGAAAGAAAUAUUCAUGAACAAAAACGGUUUAGCGAGGCAAGAAUAAAAUGGCCAUCAAUUGUGACCUAACCAGACGACAACUCAAUAACAACAGUUUUGAAGUAAAAGACAAUUGACCCAAAACAAAUCCAGAUUUCAUCGCUAGCGAAGUCACUUCCGGUAGGACCAAUCGGAAGUUGAAUACACCAACCGCUGGACAAUUGUCAGUAUGCUCAGCGCGGGAGUUUCUUCGAUUCAAAUGCAAAUCCGAUUCGCUUUCCAAGGAUUUUUGCCGGCAAAGACAACGAAAAGUCUGCUCCGAUAUUUCAGAGGCAAAAUGCUUGGUACAAACGGAUUCACUACAAGCCCGAAGAAAGCCCUUCAGAAUGGCUUCACUAGGGGACAUGAUAUGAGGAAAAUAACGGUUGCUAUUGAGGGAAAUAUCGGAAGUGGAAAAACAACGCUACUGAAGUAUUUUAGGCAAAACCCAAUUGUUGAGAUUUUAGAAGAACCUGUUAAAAAGUGGCAAAAUGUUGGUGGGAGCAAUAUAUUGGAUCUGAUGUAUAAAGAUCCCAAGCGAUGGAGCUACAUGUUUGAGUCUUAUGUUCUUUUGUCAAUGAUGAAGUUACACCAUAAUACACAGAAGGCCCCUGUGCGACUGUUAGAAAGAAGCGCAUACAGUGCAUACUUCUGCUUCAUAGAGAAUCUCCACAGAAAUGGUUUGGUAACCUCUGUGGAAUAUAGCAUCUUCCAAGAGUGGUUUGAAUUCCUGCUUGAACAACAGAAACCACAGCUGGAUUUGAUAAUUUAUUUGAGAACUUCACCUGAGAACUGCAUGAAAAGAGUCAAGAUGAGAAGUAGAUCAGAAGAGAGUACAGUUUCAAUGGACCUGAUUCAGAAUCUCCAUGAAAGGUACGAGGACUGGCUGAUCCGAAAGACCAAGUUCCAUGUACCUGCGCCAGUUGUUGUAGUGGAUGGAAACCAGAGUCUUGCUGAAUUAUUUGAGUUCUAUGAUGCAAAUAGCCAGUUACUUCUAGGUAUUAAGGAGGUUGAAGUUGCAGAGUAAUAGGGCAUACAUUAGAGGUAGUGAAAUAUUUAAAUUGUACAUUGUAUAUAUGACAUUUCAUCCACUGAGUGCAUAGCAUAAGACCCUGAUGCAACAUCUAAGUGUAUAGUUUACCAUUAAUCUUGUCCACUUUGGCGACAAGCUAUUUCUACAUACAUGCUACACCAUGUACUGAAAAUAAUAUACAUUAGCAUGUGUUAAUAAUAAAUUUACUUGGAUAUUUACUGUCUUCAACCAAGCACUGCCCACAAUUAAGUGCACAAUAUGAAACAAUCCUUGCAGCAGCCAUUUUGGUAAAUAGGGUAUAUUUUUAAAAAAGUAAUAAUACAUAUUUUCUUUAUUAGUUUUAAUUUGAAAUAUUUACUGGAUUCUCUGUAAGGAUGAUGCAUGUUAUGUUACCCUGGGUACCAGGGUAAUGUUGUUUCUAAAACAGAUGCACAUUUUUGGGGGGGGGGGGGGAUAAUCACAUGAAAUGUUAGAUGUUUCACUAUAAAGGUGUACAUUUUUAAUUACUGACAAUUCAGUCUUUUGGCAUUAAAACAUCAUUAUGCUGUAUAGAUUCAAACUGUAAAAAGGACUUUUAAAAAUACAAUCAGCAGCAUUUUAAAAAUAUUUAUGCUUUAACAACAAACAGGCAUUUUAAACUACGAGACUGUCUUAUUUUCUAGUUACUGUAAAAUAUGAUUUCUUCAAUAAAGAUGUUUCAAUUGUG
Molecule: messenger RNA, 1870 nt
Organism: Nematostella vectensis (starlet sea anemone)
Lineage: Eukaryota; Metazoa; Cnidaria; Anthozoa; Actiniaria; Edwardsiidae
Product: thymidine kinase 2, mitochondrial
Exons: 10
Coding region: 322-1158 (278 amino acids)
Cellular component (GO): mitochondrion; cytoplasm
Molecular function (GO): deoxynucleoside kinase activity
Source: RefSeq, a predicted model, not a curated record